Anoplophora glabripennis (Asian longhorned beetle) is the source of this 1802-nucleotide messenger RNA. RefSeq lists its product as uncharacterized. Bases 145 to 1563 code for a protein of 472 amino acids. The record is from RefSeq and is a predicted model, not a curated record. Lineage: Eukaryota; Metazoa; Arthropoda; Insecta; Coleoptera; Cerambycidae. The transcript is spliced from 2 exons.
AAUCUAUGGCUCGACACUUUGGUGCAUGAAUAAGGUGUAGACGCUUUUGCACCGGAGUCGUUUGUUUAUAUGCUUUGUGCUCAUGUUAAUGUUUUGUUUUGAACAUUUGAGAGAGGACUAUCGAGUAUAUUUCAUGCGUUAAAAAUGUCUCGCCGACUCAGCUACGCCUAUCAAAUUAACAAAUUUAUUCAACGUUUCCCUGACUUAUGCGUCGACGGACCAGUAAUAAAAUGCCGAGUUUGUGAAAUUAAUUUGUUGGGCUGGAGUGCCUAUCAGUGUAAAAGACAUGUCGAGAGUCAAACUCAUAAAAAAAAUCGACUAUUACAGCUGCCAUACUGGGUAUUUUUAUAUGACCUGAUUUUUAUGUUCAGUGUAUGUAAUAUUCCGUUGUGUGUUGUGGACAAUGAACAAUUUAGAUUAUUUUGGCAGAAAUAUGUGCCUAAAUGGCCAUUACCCCAAAGCCGUCGGUUGUAUCGUCACUUGCAGCGGGUAAAAGAAGAAACUGAAAAUAAUAUGCUUUCGGACUUACGUGGAAAAAAGUUGUGGGUUACCGUAGACGAAAUUGCAGACAGAAAAAAUAAUAAAAUAGGGCAUGUUCUAGCCCGCAUCUUAACGCCUGAAAAAGCAAAUAAACCAUAUUUACUCGCAAGUAAAAGGUUGCCAAAAAAUAAUGCCGAGUCUAUACAACAGCUGGUAACGCAAGCACUCGAAAAAUUUUGUAUAGAAAAAAAUAACGUGUUAAUGUUAGUCACGGGCGGAGCUGCUUAUAUGGCUAAAGCGGCUGUGCUUCUUAAAAAUGUGUACCCUAAUUUAUUACAUGUGACUUGUAUGCUUCAGGUUCUUCACUGUGUGGCAGAAGUAAUUCGUAACAAUUACCAGGCCGUGGACAACCUAAUAUCAAGUACAGCAAAGAUUUUUUUAAAAUCCCCACAGCGAAUUAAAGAAUUUCACAAAUCGUGCCCAGGAAUUUCCGAACCUCCUCAACCAAUAUCAACGAGAUCUGGAACUUGGCUAAAGGCAUGUUUCUAUUAUAGUAAAUAUUUUCAUGACGUUAAAUCUGUGAUUUUCAAAUUUGAUCCCAGUAAAUCCCAUGCUAUCAGAGAAUGUCAACAGAUGUAUGAAGACCCCGAAGUUGUGGAGAAUUUGCAUACAAUACAAGAUAAAUACAGUAUUUUGCGAAACGUUAUCGAUCAAUUGGAAGAUGGUUCGAUACCACUAGAUCAGUCUUUCCAAAUAGUUGAUAACGUAAAUACGGUGUUGCAAAACUUAACAGAUGUCCCUGGAACUGAAGCCACAUCGAAAUUUAAUGACUUACUUCAAAAAAAUCUAGACCUUCCGAAACUAGGUAACAUUUUGCAGUCUUUACAUGAAGGAAAUGCUGCGAAUGACCUUGAUCAGUACUUUAAAUAUGCAAACAUUACGUCUCUAGAUGUAGAACGUUCCUUUUCAAAAUAUGUAGCACUAUUCGCCGAUAAACGUAUGUGCUUGAAAGAAGCCACAACAGAAGCAAUUCUGAUGAUACAGACGUAUGCGAUGGUCCACCAUUCACGUGCAACGAAAUGAGACGCUGAUUAUAUUUCACCUGUGACAUACUGAUGAGAAGUAAUAAGUUCAAAAUCAGACAUUCUGGCGGUUUAGUCCCACCGUCCUGCGCACAUACACUAAUUCCACUGGUGAUAAAGCACGGUUGAUGGAAGAUUGGAAGAAUGCAACUUCAAAUGUGUGCAAUGUUGAAGACUAUAAUAUACAUAUGUAAAAGAAAUUAAUAAUUUAAUUUAUGAUUGAAAUAUUUUUUUGUUCUG